Molecule: messenger RNA, 531 nt
Organism: Aplosporella prunicola CBS 121167
Lineage: Eukaryota; Fungi; Ascomycota; Dothideomycetes; Botryosphaeriales; Aplosporellaceae
Exons: 1
Coding region: 1-531 (176 amino acids)
Source: RefSeq, a predicted model, not a curated record
AUGGUGCAGCCCGUCAGCUACGCACUCACUCUCACCGACCCUUUCCAGACGCGCAUCGAUGCAGAACUCACAAUUGAGCGUCGAUUGAGAAAAAAGAAGGCUAUCAGAGACGGAAGAACAGCUGACGAAAUCCGGGACAUCGCCGUCUACAUGAAGGCUUACAGGGAGGGGCGCAAAGCGGCAAUGACAGAAGCGGACAAGGCCGAGCACCGAAGGAAGGAAGCGCAGAGAUGGAGGGAGACACGAGCGAAGUGGUCGCCCGAGACGCGGGCCUCCAAGAACAGGCAGAGCCAAGUUCGGAAAAGGUUCGUUCGCGAAGAGUCCAACAAGGAUCCCGAGAAGAGAGCUGCGCGCCUUGCUCAACAGAGGCUGGACACGGCCAAGUGGAAGGCAAAGCGCGACCCUGGUGAAGUGAUGCACAAUGCGAAGAUGAGGAUGAGAAAGCACCGCGCAAGUAAGAAGGAGAAGAAGGUCCAGGAAGAGCGAGCCAAACACAAGGGCACUUGGGACGCCUUCCUCAUCAAGGGAUAG